Clunio marinus is the source of this 2246-nucleotide messenger RNA. The record is from the annotation of a GenBank genome assembly. Lineage: Eukaryota; Metazoa; Arthropoda; Insecta; Diptera; Chironomidae.
UAUUUCACAAUUUACUGAAAACACCGAUUCGUUCUACAUAUUUAUCUUACGUAAUUAAAACAAAUAUUUGUUAUUGAUAACAAUUGACAACUAUGGCUGAAGGAUACACAGUUAAUCAAUCUUUUGAUUCUGAUGAUGAAGAUAAUACGCAUUUCCAAUCUUCUGGUCGAGAUGCAUGCAUUAUUGUAAUCGAUUGCUCAUCAUCAAUGUUUACAGAAUUUGAAAGAGACGAGAAAACUUUAAGCUCAUUCACAAUAUGUUUAAAUGUAUUCGAAAGAUUGAUGCUUAAUAAAAUCAUUAAUAAUAACAAGGAUCUGAUCGGUGCCAUUUUAUACAACACUAAAAAUUCUCCAGAUCCUGGUGACAAUAUGCAUAAUGACAAUUCAUUAGUUGUACCAAAAAACUGUGCAGUGUUAAUGCCACUCAAUCAAAUUGAACCAGAAAAUAUCCGUUUUAUUAAAAAUUUAUUGGCUUCUGAUGAUUUUCUUGAUUUCGACAAUAAAUUUGGUCAUUCCACAGAUGCAAAGAUCGCAGAUGUUUUAUGGCUAUGCUCUUCUAUAUUUUCGAGUUGUGGAAAGCAAAUUAAGGUUCCUCAGAUAAUGUGGUUCACUGAUCAAGAUUCGCCUCAUCAAGUUGGCUCCAGUGAUCAUCAGCAAUCAUUCCAAAGGGCAAAAGACCUUCAACAAUUUCAACUUGAUUUGCAAUUCUAUCCAAUGAAAGACAGUUUUGAUGGAGGUUUAUUCUAUAAAGAAUUACUGUGUCAGAUUUUGGGUAUUGAAAUGGAAGAGUUUGAAUUUCCUACCACACAACUUGAUGAAAAACUUUUGAUUCAACGAAUGUUUCGUCGAGCACAUAAUAAAAGAGCGAUCGCUCAUCUCUUAGUGGAAAUAUCGUCCAAUGCUAAAUUUGGUGUUGGUAUUUAUAGUCUCACUCGAACGUCUCAAAUUCCUAAAUCAACAGUAAUAUCGCGACAUUCACGUGAACUGAUUGAGACCAAGAGAAGUUAUAAAUAUGGAGUAAUUCCUGAAGAUGCUGUAGAUGUUGAUAAUCUUCAUUAUGAUUUGGAUUACACAGAAAAAUUAGAACCGGGAAUGAUGGUUAAAUAUCAGCAAUGUGGAGGUGAAAAGAUUAAAUUUACUCACUUGGAAGCGUAUGAGAUCAAACAAGUAAUGGACCCAAAGAUUAAAAUUCUUGGAUUUAAGCCCUCAAGUGUUUUAAGCGAUUACCAUCACAUUAAGGGGUCGUAUUUCAUUUAUCCAAAUGACAAUAAAAUCAAGCACUCUGCAACCCUAUUCAGAGCACUUUGGGAGCGAUGCUUAGUUGAUGAUAAAGUCAUAAUUUGUAUUUUUACAAUGAGAUUGAAGUCAUACCCCCGAUUGGUUGCCUUAGUUCCACAAGAGCAAAAAGUUGGUAUUGAUAGUGAAGUUUUAAGAUAUGAGGGAUUUCGUUUGGACUUUAUUCCUUUUGCUGGCGAUAUUCGGGAUUUGUCUGAAGUCUUAACAGGAAAAAAUUUAAUUGAUUCCAAUACAACUACUGUUAUGAAGAAAAUGCUUUCUCGUCUACGUUUACAUUAUGCACCAACAAUGUUUAACAAUCCAACUGUUACAAACAUUUACAGAAAAAUUGAAGAAUCUUACUUUGAAGAUGAAAACAAGACCGAAGAUGACAUUUUUGAGGAUCCAAUGGUACCGAAUUUAGAUGCUCAAGAUAAUCGAAUCGAAGAACAUAUUCAAUGUCUUUCUGAGCAACUGGGACGUUUAGAGGAUGAAGAUGUUAAAGCAGCUAAACGCAAAAAUACGGAUAUCAUUGAAGGAGGCCCUCGUAAAAAAAUUACUGCUGAUGAUAUAAACAUCGAACUUGUGCUUGAAAAAUGUAAGGAAGGAAGAGUCAAAGAACUUACUGUCUCAAUUCUUAAAAGUUAUUUGGAAUUGAAAGGCGUUUCAGGAUUAUCUAAACUCACCAAAUCACAAUUAAUUGAAAACGUUUUGAAAUUGUCAAAAUCUUAAAGGUUUCUCUAUACUAAGUUAAACCUUUUUGUAUUUCUUUGUAUUUCUAAUAAUUUAAAUGUUAAGUUUUUAACGUUUUAUUACUUUUCAAAUUCUAUUUCUCAAAGAACUCUCCAAACAUAAAAUUCUAAAGCGAAUAAACUCUCCGCCUUUGUUUACAUUUUGUGUUUAGAAAAAAACAAGUUGUCGGGUCUUACGUGUUUAAAAUUUUUAUAAUUUAAGCAUUACAAUUGAAUCUCA